AUGGCUGUGUUUUACAUUUUGCCUCCGAAACUCAAGCGCUUCCAUGUUCACCACUCUUCUAGAAAGGUAGGGUUGGAGGUAAGUGGUUGGGAAGGGUCCACAGCAGAUUCGCGCAUUCUUCGAGAUGCUAUUGCACGACCAAAUGGGCUGCAUGUUUCUCAAGAGUGGCAAGGAGCGGAAAAUGCCCCUGCCACCGCGAAAGAGUACUUCAACAUGAAACAUUCUGUCGCUAGGAAUGUUAUUGAACGAGUGUUCGAUUUGUUGAAGGGUCGAUGGGCAAUCCUUCGCGGUAAGUCAUACUAUCUCGUGCAAAUUCAAUGUCGAACAAUUUUAGCGUGUUGCUUACUAUACAAUCUCAUCAACCGCGAGAUGAUGAAUGUCGAUUUCAUUGACGAUGUUGACAAGGGAGACUCCACCUACGCAACGAUUGGAGGUGAUGACACUCAAUUCAUUGAGAAUUUAAAUGAAUGCACGCACUGGAUGGAUGAUUUGGCUGUCGAGAUGUUUAAUCAAUGGCAGUUAUGUAGUGAAUAG
Messenger RNA from Cucumis sativus (cucumber), 534 nucleotides. RefSeq lists its product as uncharacterized. Bases 1 to 534 code for a protein of 177 amino acids. Lineage: Eukaryota; Viridiplantae; Streptophyta; Magnoliopsida; Cucurbitales; Cucurbitaceae. The transcript is spliced from 3 exons. The record is from RefSeq and is a predicted model, not a curated record.